UUCUAACCUAAAAAUAAGCACGUCAAAGUGUUUGUUAGAGUGAAGGAAGAAAACGUCUGUGAGAAUAUUAGGAUUAGUUAAUGAUUAAUUUGAUAAAUUAUUACAAUUUGUGCAAGACUUUUAUAAAUUUAUCGUUUUAUAAGCAUGGAUUGUGUACCAGACGGAAAUAUUCAUCAAAGGGUUUUAACCUUAAUCAACAAGAUUAAACAUGGUGAAAUUGAAGGCACGUAUGAAAUUGUCGUAGCCACUGUUUCCGUUCUAAAGGAAAUUAUUACAAUUACAGAAUGGAGUACAGCAAAAUCGGUUAUGGAUUUGGUCAGAUUAAAUGGAAAAUACCUGAUAGAAUCAAUUCCUUUAGAGGCCUGUAUUGGAAAUAUGGUUCGACGUAUAUUGCACAUUAUAAGAGAAGAAUACUCUUCAGAGUUAAAAAAUAAAACUGAAGAAACGGAUCCUCAGGAGUCGCUUCACAAAAUUCUUACCUCCAAGGACGAUCGAAAUAUUGAUUUCAAUGUCUCAGUACCUUCCCUCAAAGAAGCCCUUGUCGAGCACAUAAACGAAUUUGAAGUCGAAUUAGAAACAUGUGCCGAAAAUGUCACACAACAAGCUUCAGAGCACAUCCACUCUAAUGAAAUUAUAAUGACUAUCGGUCAAUCUAGACUAGUACAAGAAUUUUUAAAGAAAGCUGCAGAAACUAGAUCCUUUGAAGUAAUCGUAUCCGAAGGUGGUUCCAAUCUGAACGGCCACGAAAUGGCAGUGAACCUCGCGAAGGCGAAAAUUAAAACCACCUUAAUCUCGGAUGCGGCUAUUUUUGCUAUGAUGUCUCGGGUGAAUAAAGUGAUAAUAGGAACUCGAACGGUUAUGCUGAAUGGAGGCCUUAAGGCCAUUUCGGGGACGCACACGGUUGCACAGGCUGCCAAACACUAUUUCGUCCCAGUCAUGGUCUUGCUACCGCUGUAUAAACUUUCUCCUGAAUAUUUAUGCUCUUACGAUCAAGAUGGUUUCAACAAGUACCUUUCCCCGAGACAAGGAGUGAUUCAGGCUGACAAUAUUCAACUCAUGGAUAAAAUCCGCGCCUUUAAUCCUGCUUUUGACUACGUACCUCCCGAGCUUGUCACUUUAUUUAUUUCUAACACUGGAGGAAAUGCUCCCUCUUACAUCUACAGAUUGCUUAGCGAGUUGUAUCACCCGGAUGACUAUGAACUUUAACCAGCUCAAAUUGAUUUUACUUAUCUAAUUUCUGUGAAUAUUUAUCUGUAAAUUAACCGAUUCAGCCCUGCAGCGUACUGACUCUUAUUUUAAAUAAAAGCCCUCAAACUCAA
Belonocnema kinseyi is the source of this 1319-nucleotide messenger RNA. RefSeq names its product translation initiation factor eIF-2B subunit beta (gene eIF2Bbeta). Gene Ontology annotation, biological process: translational initiation. Lineage: Eukaryota; Metazoa; Arthropoda; Insecta; Hymenoptera; Cynipidae. The coding region runs from base 145 to 1206 and encodes 353 amino acids. Gene Ontology annotation, molecular function: guanyl-nucleotide exchange factor activity; translation initiation factor activity. The record is from RefSeq and is a predicted model, not a curated record. The transcript has 6 exons. Gene Ontology annotation, cellular component: eukaryotic translation initiation factor 2B complex.